This is a messenger RNA of Striga asiatica, 1931 nucleotides long. Lineage: Eukaryota; Viridiplantae; Streptophyta; Magnoliopsida; Lamiales; Orobanchaceae. The record is from the annotation of a GenBank genome assembly.
CCUGAAACUACAUAAGGUCUGACAAGAUCCGACACCCUAAUCCCAUAAGCCUCUCCACAACAAUCAACCCUCACACAAGCACGCCCGAGACUAGCCCUACCUCCACCCUCUCACUAGUUAAAAAACAAUAAACAUAUUCAAUUGUUAUCGAUCUUGACAGUUCGCAUUUUCCGAAUUGCCCAAGUAGCACUUUGUACUACCCAAGAAGGGGAGUUUAGGUAUCUCAAAUCAUGACGGCGGUGGCGGCGGCCAUGCCCGAAACCCGGAAGCUGCCUCGCCCAGGUAGGGGCGGAGUCAUCUCACAUGGACUGUCGGAAGAAGAAGCCCGGGUGAAAGCCAUCGCAGAAAUUGUCUCCACCAUGGUUGAUCUCUCGCGUAAGGGUCAGGACGUAGACCUAAAUGCUGUCAAGUCCGCCGCGUGCCGGAAGUACGGCCUCUCGAAGGCGCCGAAACUCGUUGAGAUGAUAGCGGCACUGCCCGAAUCCGAGAAAGAAGCCCUACUGCCCAAACUCCGGGCAAAGCCCGUUCGGACGGCGUCUGGGAUUGCGGUGGUCGCCGUUAUGUCUAAGCCUCACCGCUGUCCACAUAUUGCCACAACGGGUAAUAUCUGCGUGUAUUGCCCUGGGGGUCCGGAUUCUGAUUUCGAGUACAGUACGCAAAGUUACACUGGAUAUGAGCCUACUAGCAUGAGAGCUAUUAGGGCUAGAUACAAUCCUUAUGUCCAAGCAAGAAGCCGGAUUGAUCAGCUGAAGAGGUUGGGUCACAGUGUUGAUAAGGUUGUUGCUCAUAUGAUGCCUGAUCUUCCAAAUGUUGGGGUUGAAAGAGACUUGGAAAGUUUCAAAGAGUUCUUUGAGAGCCCUCGCUUUAGAGCUGAUGGGCUUAAAAUUUAUCCUACCCUCGUCAUUCGUGGAACUGGGCUAUACGAACUUUGGAAAACUGGAAGGUAUAGAAAUUAUCCACCUGAACAGCUUGUAGACAUUGUAGCUAGAAUUCUAGCAAUGGUUCCUCCUUGGACUCGUGUGUACCGAGUUCAGCGAGAUAUUCCUAUGCCUCUAGUUACUUCUGGGGUCGAGAAGGGGAAUCUUCGAGAACUAGCUUUAGCAAGGAUGGAUGAUUUGGGUUUGAAAUGUAGAGAUGACAUUCACCACAAGAUAAAGCCAGAAGAAGUACAGCUUGUUCGUCGUGAUUAUACUGCUAAUGAGGGCUGGGAAACGUUUCUUUCAUAUGAAGACACACGCCAGGACAUACUCGUUGGGCUAUUGCGUUUGCGUAAAUGUGGAAGAAAUGUCACGUGCCCUGAACUCGUGGGGAAGUGUUCUAUUGUUCGUGAAUUGCAUGUUUACGGGACAGCAGUUCCAGUUCAUGGACGAGAGGCUGAUAAGCUGCAACACCAAGGUUAUGGCACACUUCUAAUGGAGGAGGCAGAGAGGAUUGCAGUUAGGGAGCAUAGGUCGACAAAGAUAGCCGUGAUUUCAGGUGUUGGGACAAGGCAUUACUAUAGAAAAUUAGGGUACGAGCUUGAAGGCCCUUACAUGGUGAAGUGCCUCGCCUGAGAAAAAAAAAACUAUCGUGAAUUUGAUAGAUUGGAAUUGGAAACUGACAUCCUCAGCUGUACUGCAAUUAACCCUGUGAAGGAUGUGUGUUUGUCUUAGGCAGCUAUAAUGUAUUGUUUCUUGUCAACAUCAACUCUUACUUUUGUUCUGGGUGCUUCUUAUAUGGGUGUCUCAAGGUUUUUAGGAAAUCAUGUAGCUAUUAUGAGGUACAGAUAUAUGUUUGAAGUUUUUAUGAACUGAUGCUUGAAUUUUGACACAACUGUUUAAAGUACUUUUAUUUUAUGAUGUGUGAUGUUCCUAUUGGCACCUGAUGAUUGUACUUGAGUUUGUUGGGACCAAGGUAUCAUGAUGCAAAAUAUCAUUUGUUUUUUGGAUACA